AACAAACAAACGUCAUAAACAAAAGAACAACAAUUCGCAGAAAGAUAAACAAAAACCUUGCGACAAACAACUUCACGGGACUUGUGCAAAGCGCAGUCAAAGCUCUUUAUAAAUAAUACUACAAAAAAAAAAAAAAAAAAACCAAGAAAUAAGUACAUAUAUUCUAAGCGUAACAAAACAAGCAGUGAGAUUAUAUACUAAGCACAAGCAAGCAAGCAACCAACCAACAUCAAAUACCGAGUAUAGCCAAGCGCAGAAAUUGAGGAAAGUAACAGUUACAGCUACAGCAACAGCAACAGCAACAGCGACAACAACAUUAACAGCAACGCUAACAUCAACAUUAACAGCACCACGGCCAGCAACAUUAACAGCAACGCCAACUCUACCAGCAAGAUUGAGAGCAACAGCGAAAGCAACAGCGACAGCAACAACAUCAGCGACAGCAACAUUAACACUAACAGCAACAAAAACAGCAACAUAGCCAGCAACAGUAACAGCAGCAUUAACAGCACCACGGACAGCAAUAUCAUCAGCGACAGCAAUAUUAACAGCAGCAACAUUAACAGCGACUGCAACAUUAACAGCACCGGCGACAGCAAAGAGAAAGACAGAAAGAGCGACAGCACCAGCGACAGCAAGAGCGACAGCAACAUUAACAGUAACGGCAACAGCAACAGCGACGAGAACAUGACCAACGCAAUGGAUAUUGUGAAGAACGGGAGCGCAAAUGGCUCCGUGGAUGGCAGCAAUGAUGAGUCGCGUACCAAUUUGAUAGUCAACUAUUUGCCACAAACCAUGACGCAAGAGGAGAUGCGAUCGCUCUUCUCAAGCAUUGGUGAGUUGGAGAGUUGCAAACUGGUGCGUGAUAAAGUCUCAGGUAAUUUGGUCUUGCCAGCAUCAUUGACCGCACUCAAUCCGGCUCUGCAGCAGGGUCAAAGCCUGGGCUAUGGAUUCGUUAACUAUGUGCGCGCCGAGGAUGCUGAGAAGGCUGUGAAUACCCUGAACGGCUUGCGUUUGCAGAAUAAGGUUAUUAAAGUAUCAUACGCCCGUCCAAGCUCAGAAUCUAUAAAGGGUGCUAAUUUAUAUGUAUCGGGUCUUCCGAAGAAUCUAUCACAACCAGACUUGGAGGGGAUGUUUGCGUCGUUUGGCAAAAUAAUAACAUCUCGUAUACUCUGUGAUAAUAUUUCUGGUCUAUCGAAGGGUGUCGGUUUUAUACGUUUUGAUCAACGCAACGAAGCCGAACGCGCCAUUCAGGAGCUAAACGGUAAAACCCCCAAGGGCUAUGCCGAACCGAUAACCGUCAAAUUCGCCAACAAUCCAAGCAAUAGCGCCAAGGCCCAAAUCGCCCCACCCCUAACCGCCUACCUGACGCCCCAAGCAGCAGCGGCCACCCGCCGCCUGGCCGGCGCCCUACCAUCCGCCGGACGUAUCAGAUACUCACCGCUGGCUGGUGAUCUAUUGGCCAAUUCGAUAUUGCCGGGCAAUGCAAUGACCGGAUCCGGCUGGUGUAUAUUCGUUUACAAUCUGGCGCCAGAGACUGAAGAGAAUGUGCUGUGGCAGCUAUUUGGCCCGUUUGGCGCUGUGCAAUCGGUCAAGGUAAUACGCGAUCUGCAGACCAGCAAAUGCAAGGGAUUCGGAUUCGUAACCAUGACCAACUAUGAUGAGGCUGUGGUGGCCAUACAAUCGCUGAACGGCUAUACACUGGGCAAUCGGGUGCUGCAGGUUAGCUUUAAGACAAACAAAACCAAAACAACUUAAGGGCAAUCUCUGCACAGUCAACCAAACUAUAUACCAAACUGAAUGUAUCUAUUAUUUUUGGAACGAAUCUCCCUUUCACUCUAUGCAGAAAAAUUCAAGAGAAAACACUCGUUACGAUGAACGAGAAUAAGGUAGCAGGAAAAUAUGAUAAAGAAAAGUAACUAUGGCA
Drosophila novamexicana is the source of this 1927-nucleotide messenger RNA. RefSeq names its product ELAV-like protein 2 (gene fne). The record is from RefSeq and is a predicted model, not a curated record. Gene Ontology annotation, cellular component: ribonucleoprotein complex. Lineage: Eukaryota; Metazoa; Arthropoda; Insecta; Diptera; Drosophilidae. Bases 688 to 1758 code for a protein of 356 amino acids. Gene Ontology annotation, molecular function: RNA binding. The transcript has 5 exons.